UCUCCUUCCUUAUUUUGUAGAUGGAGGAGGUCUCCAUCCUGAGGGGCUCUAAUUGCCGUGCAAAAGGUGCGGCACCAGGAUUCAAGUUUGCAGUCCUGGGUGCAUCUGGUGGGAUUGGCCAGCCACUCUCGCUGCUUAUGAAGAUGAACCCGCUUGUUUCGGUGCUCCAUUUGUAUGAUGUUGCCAACACGCCUGGUGUCACGGCUGACAUUAGCCACAUGAACACUGGUGCUGUGGUGCGUGGUUUUGUGGGCCAGCCGCAAUUGGAAAAUGCUCUUACUGGAAUGGAUCUUGUGAUCAUUCCUGCUGGCAUCCCUCGAAAGCCUGGGAUGACAAGGGACGAUUUGUUCAACAUCAAUGCUGGAAUUGUCCGGACUCUUUGUGAGGGUAUUGCAAAAUGCUGCCCAAAUGCAAUUGUGAAUAUUAUCAGUAACCCUGUCAAUUCUACCGUACCAGUUGCUGCUGAAAUAUUUAAAAAAAGCUGGGACAUACAAUCCUAAGCGUCUGUUGGGGGU
Messenger RNA from Lolium perenne, 515 nucleotides. RefSeq names its product malate dehydrogenase, glyoxysomal-like. Gene Ontology annotation, molecular function: L-malate dehydrogenase (NAD+) activity. The record is from RefSeq and is a predicted model, not a curated record. Gene Ontology annotation, cellular component: cytoplasm; chloroplast. NCBI's taxonomy places the organism in Eukaryota, Viridiplantae, Streptophyta, Magnoliopsida, Poales, Poaceae.